AUGGUCAAGAUCGCGAGCUGGAACGUCAAUUCGAUCAAGACGCGCCUGGAGGCGGUGCUCGCGUGGCUCGACGCGGCGGCGCCCGACGUGCUGCUGCUGCAGGAGCUGAAGUGCCAGACCGGCGACUUCCCGGCCAUGGAGUUUAAGGCGCGCGGCUACGAGAGUCGGGCCCUGGGGCAGAAGAGCUACAACGGCGUGGCGAUCGUCUCGCGCGAUGAGAUCGCCGAUCCGCUGGAGGGCCUGCCGGGCGAUCCGGACGACACCCAGGCCCGCUACCUGGAGGCCACGACCUGCGGCCUGCGCGUCGCCUCCAUCUACCUGCCCAACGGCAAUCCGGUGAGCACCGGGAAGUUCAGCUACAAGCUGGCCUGGAUGGAGCGGCUGGCGGCCCAUACCCACGGACUGCUGGCGCAGGAGGCGACGGUGGUGCUGGGCGGCGACUACAACGUCAUCCCCGAGCCGGUCGACUGCCACGACCCGCCCGUCUGGAGCGGCGACGCGCUGUUCCAGCCGGAGUCGCGCGCGGCCUUCCGCCGCCUGCUGCACCAGGGCUACACCGACGCCUUUCGCGCCCUGCAUGGGGCGCAGCGCGGCGCCUACACCUUCUGGGACUACCAGGGCGGCGCCUGGCAGGGCGACGAGGGCAUCCGGAUCGACCACCUGCUGCUCAGCCCGCAGGCGGCCGACCGGCUGGAGGCCUGCGAGAUCGACCGCGGGAGUGACGCCGCGCCCAUGCCGUUCCUGCCGCUCUACGACAACAACCCGCGGAUCUGGAUCAAGGCGCCCUACGUCACCUGGGGGCUGAUCGCCCUCAACGUGAUCGGGUUCCUGCUUCAGCUCGAGGGCGGAACGCGGCAGUUCCAGGCAAUGGUCUACGGCUACGGCUUCAUCCCGGCGGUGCUCAGCGGCGCCGCCGAGCUGCCGCCCUGGCUGGCCUCGGCGCCGCCGCUGCUGACCCUGGUGACCAGCCAGUUCCUGCACGGGGACCUGCUGCACCUGGGCUUCAACAUGCUGUUUCUCUUCAUCUUCGCCGACAACAUCGAGGACGCGCUGGGGCACGGCCGCUUCCUGGCCUUCUACCUGCUCUGCGGGGUCGCCGCGGGACUGGCCCACUUCGCCUUCAACUUCGCCUCCGAGGUGCCGGUGGUCGGCGCCUCGGGCGCCAUCUCCGGCGUGCUGGGGGCCUACCUGCUGCUCUACCCGCGCGCCUGGGUGAUCACGCCGGUGGUCUUCAUCCCGCUGAUGGUGCCCGCCGGCCUGGCCCUGCUCGUCUGGUUCGGCUUCCAACUGCUCAACGUCUUCGAGGGCGAUACCGCCAGCAACGUCGCCUGGUGGGCGCACAUCGGCGGCUUCGUCACCGGCCUGGCGCUGGCCGGGCCGCUGCGCCGGCCGAUGGUGCCGCUGUUCGGUGGCCAGCCGCCGCCGCGCAACCUGCGGCUCAACCGGUCGGCACGGCAGGGGAAAAGCGCAGCGAUGACCAGCGAGGUGGAUCUUAUCGUGGUCGGCGCCGGGGCGGUCACGCGCAAUCCCUUCGUCGCCUAUGCCGACGCCACCGGCCGGGCCUACGCGCCCCGCUUCGCCGGCUACCGGGUCUGGGGGGCCGAGGGCUGGUGGGGCGAGGCCGAGCGCACGGCCUGGGAGACCUGGCAGGACGCGGCCUGGGGCGCCAUCGACGCGCUGGCCGCGCGCGGGGGCGAGGCCGCCUGCGCCGAGGCGCUGCCCCCCGAUGCGCGCUGGCGCGCGCUGUUCCGGCCGCUGUUCGCCGGCAUGGUCGGCGUGCCGCCGGAGAUCAUGUCCGUGCAGGACUACGCCCGCAGCGCCGAGAGCCCGGAGAACUGGCCGCUGGCCGACGGCUACGGCGCCUUGCUGGCGGCCUGGGGCGCGGAGGUGCCGGUCGAGCUGGCCACACCGGUGCAGCGCAUCGACACGCGCGGGCCCGGCGUCGCGGUGGAGACGCCGCGCGGCCGGCUGAGGGGCCGCGCCCUGGUCUGCGCCCUGCCCCUGGGCGUGCUACAGGCCGGCCUGGUCGGCUUCACCCCGGCCCUGCCGGCGGCCGUGGCCGAGGCGGUGCAGGCGCUGCAUCCGGGCCUGGCCAAUAAGGUCGCCUUCGAGGUCGAUCCCGACCUGCUGGCGGACUUUCCGGCGACCAGCUUCCUGGCCUUCGACGAGGGGCCGGAGACCCUGCGCUUCCAGGUGCGGCCCUUCGGUCGGCCGCUGCUGAUCGGCUACCUGAGCGGCGAGACGGCGGAGACCCUGGAGACCGAGGGACCGCAGGCCAUGGCCGCCUUUGCGCGCGCACGGCUGGCCCGGGUCUUCGGCGGCGCCGCCGUCCGGGCCGAACGGGCGGUGCAGACCACCGCCUGGAGCCGGUCGACCCGCGGCUGGUGCUGGCCGGCGAGUACGCCCACGACUGGGCCUACGGCACGGUGCACGGCGCCCGCCUGA
Symbiodinium necroappetens is the source of this 2445-nucleotide messenger RNA. The record is from the annotation of a GenBank genome assembly. Lineage: Eukaryota; Dinophyceae; Suessiales; Symbiodiniaceae.